AUGCUCCACUGUGCCGUAGUCAAAUUCAUCAAAGCUUCCCUCGAUAUCAAUGACCUCAAAAAGGCAAUCAUCCAAAUCUUCGAGAACAAUGUACAGAAGACAUGUAUCGCUCGCAACAAAGAGAACACUCUUCUCAUUGGACACUGUUACACAAUCAGCCAGGAGUUAAACAGGUUUAUUAAGUCAUCAUCAUGGCAUAUGUUCGCUGAAUCACAUUUAUACAAGUGGGAAGAGAAGAUAUCACCUGUACAAAGCAAAAAGAUGAUGCCUGUUUAUCCUAAUGAAGAAGAAAAUUUCAACCGAAAUAUUAAUUCGAAAAUUGACUCCCCUAAGUCUAAAUUCGACCUGUAUUCAGAUGAUAAUGUGAAUGACUAUGACAAUUCUGAUGAUGAUUUGAUGUUCGCAGACAAUACGAAUUAUUCGUCUGAUUCCGAUUACUAA
Trichomonas vaginalis G3 is the source of this 441-nucleotide messenger RNA. RefSeq lists its product as uncharacterized. NCBI's taxonomy places the organism in Eukaryota, Parabasalia, Trichomonadida, Trichomonadidae. Bases 1 to 441 code for a protein of 146 amino acids. The record is from RefSeq and is a predicted model, not a curated record. The transcript has a single exon.